GUUGUCAUUUUGACAACCCAUAUUUACAUUUCUUGAAAAAUAUUAGAUUUUCGUCAGACGAAAAUGUCGUUUAAAAAUAGUUUAAAUUAAUAUUGCUAGUCUCGAAAUCAUCGAUUGGCGUUUAAUUGACAUUACAAUUAGUGAGGUUUAACCUAAUACUUGUUUCAUCCUCGUAUCGUGGUGACCAACUUUGGUGCGCUUAGUCAAGCAGUACGUGUACCAUCAAAUUUUCACCUAUAGUCCUGAAAUAUUGUCACCGGAGAGUGAAGGAUAAAAAUAAAACAUGAACAAGGAAGCAGCAGAGGAUUGUGUGGAGAGGGCAACCGAAUAUCUCGCCGCAGGAAAAAUCGAAAAGGCAGAAAAGUUACUGACCAAGUCACUGAGCCUUCGUCAUACAAAGCGAGCUGAAGAGCUUUUGGAGAAAAUCAAAUGCGGAGCUUAUACUAAGCGAACGUCUGGAAAUACUAGCGAUAGCGAUGGUGUAAGACAAAGAGCAACCGCUGGGCAAAAUGCCAAGUCAGAACCUACCAGUGAAGCGGAAUAUACUUCGGAACAGCUGGAAGCCGUCAAGAGAAUUAAAAAGUGUAAAGAUUACUACGAAGUGCUGGGUGUUUCCAAGGAUGCACCGGAUACCGAAAUCAAAAAGGCAUACAAGAAACUAGCGCUGCAACUGCAUCCGGACAAGAAUAAGGCACCCGGCUCGGUUGAGGCGUUCAAGGCUAUCGGUAACGCCGUUGCUAUUUUGACCGAUGCCGAGAAGCGGAAGUCGUACGAUCUGUACGGUUCGGAGGAACAGCAUCAACCCACUCGUCGUCCUCGUGCCCAGUAUGAGUACGCGUACUCGCGAGGCUUCGAGACGGAGUUUACCGCCGAGGAACUGUUUAACAUGUUUUUCGGAGGUAAUAUUCCCACGCAGCACGUCUAUAUGCGGCAGCGAAGAUUCCAUCGUGCCGAACAUCAGCAGCAGCAGUAUCGUGAGCCUCAGUCUGGAUAUGCAGCAUUUAUCAAUUUGUUGCCAAUUAUUUUGCUUAUUGGUCUCUCGAUGAUGUCAUCCUUCUUUAUAUCGGAUCCUAUUUACAGUUUAACGCCAAGCCAAAAAUUCUCGGUCGCCCGCAAAACAAACCACAUGAAAAUUCCGUACUAUGUCAAGGAUAACUUUCACUCAGAAUAUCAGGGAUCAGUAGGUCGGCUCGAGGCAUCGGUGGAGGAAGAAUACAUUAAUAACCUCAAGCAUUCGUGCCAUCGAGAGCGGAACUAUAAGGAAACUAUGCUGAUGAAAGCACGCAACUUUGGUGACCGAGAUUUGUAUCUCAAAGCGCAAAACAUCAACACACCCUCGUGUGAUAAACUGCAGAGUUUGCAUAACUAGUCAGUCCGUGACAAUGUUGUUUUCAGUGCGCAGCUUUCCGCAGCAAAACAGGAUAUUUUUUACGCGUGGGAUUAUCGGCAUGUUUUUACCUAAACUAUUGUAGAUUCUGGACAGUCUAUCCGGCUUAGUGCAAUGGCAUUUAAACAAAAUACCGCGAUAGUGUUUCGCAAACAUUGUUGCAAGUUUCGGGGAGUGUUUAUAUGUAAUGUGCAGUAAAUUAUUUCAGUUUCAGCUUGGAUUAAGCCGGUCGGAGAAAUAUUCAUUUGGUUCGACUUUCCAAUGACUAGGUUUGAGGUUAUGCAGAGCAUGAACUCCUAUUUAUGUAUUAUUAUAUUUUUCGUUGAAAAUUUCCCUUGAUUGUGGUUUACUGACGCGUCAGUUUGUUAUCUUGAAACUAUACCAAAAAAAAUUAA
This is a messenger RNA of Wyeomyia smithii (pitcher-plant mosquito), 1782 nucleotides long. RefSeq names its product dnaJ homolog subfamily B member 1. Gene Ontology annotation, biological process: cellular response to misfolded protein. The record is from RefSeq and is a predicted model, not a curated record. Gene Ontology annotation, cellular component: endoplasmic reticulum membrane. Lineage: Eukaryota; Metazoa; Arthropoda; Insecta; Diptera; Culicidae. The transcript has 6 exons. The coding region runs from base 284 to 1369 and encodes 361 amino acids. Gene Ontology annotation, molecular function: Hsp70 protein binding.